AUGGGAGCCGGCGCCCACCGUACCGCUGAGCCGAUGCCCGCUGACGGUGCCCGCUCGAGCCUUCUCUCUCCCAAAGAAUCGAGUGGCCCCAGACUAGUUCUGCAACGCUUGAUUCCCUUGAUUCACAUCUUUCCCCUCUUCAGUCGAUCCAGUCAACCGCCCUCAACCACCAUCUCCUCGGCUGUCCUGCCUCGCCACCUCGCCGCAGGCAUUCCCAGGCAUCCGUGCACGCGUGCACACUCCCAGCCUAGUCACCCAAGGCCCGACUUGGACCAAAGCGACCCCGCCGCUGGCCCCCCCCUUGCCUUGGCGCUUAUCGGGCAACCACACAAACGUACUAAUACACCCGCUCCCUUCCUCAACAUCUUCGCCUCCUUCCUCAUCACCCAAACGCUCUGCUCGCGGAGCUGCCGCCGCUGCGGCUGCAGCGCUGCCGCCGCUGCGGCUGCAGCUGCUGCAGCACCUGUCCCCGCCCCAGCUCCCGCCGCAACAACGUCGGCACCAACGCCCAGCCCGCCGCCGCAGGUGAAGAAGAACCCCUUCCCACUGCGUGGUUGCCGUAUCGCCGUCUCUGGUGCGCUGCCCGGCCUGACACACGAGGACGUGCUCGAGAGGGCGAAGAAGCUCGGCGCAGCGACGACCCAGAAUGUGACAGCCACAGUGACGCACCUCAUCACGACGGAGCAGGAGGUCGACGAUGAGACGCCGAAGGUCCGCGCGGUCAAGAAGUUUGGCAAAGCCAAGAUGGUGUCUAUGGACUGGCUCGAGAAGACCGAGGAGGACGGAGAACGCGCCCCCGAGGACGAGUACGAGCUCAAGCCCAAGGACCCCUCUGCCGUUGCGUCUUCCUCCAAGGCUGCCCCGGUCGCUAACGGCACCGCCAAAGCUAACGGCACCAAGCGCGCUGCCUCCCCGGCCUUGCCCGCGCCUCCUGCCAAGAAGAGGAGCAAGAAAGAAGGUGAGCUCCACGACUCAGAAGACCUCGAGCCCAGCGCGCAGAAGGCGACCAGCAAGGACAUCUGCGUCAUGCUCGACGAGGGCGCUCCGGCCAACUACAACGUCUACAUUGACUCGGACCUCACUAUCUGGGACGCAUCGCUGAACCAGACGAACGCUUCGAACAACAACAACAAGUUCUACCGCCUCCAGCUUCUUCAGAACGGCGCCAUCUACAAGACUUGGUCACGCUGGGGCCGUGUUGGUGAGCGCGGGCAAUCAGCGUUGCUCGGCUCGGGCUCUCUUGCCGACGCUCUGAAGCAGUUCGAAAAGAAGUUCAAGGACAAGUCUGGCCUCAAGUGGGACGACCGCUCCUCCGCCCCCAAGGUUGGCAAGUACACCUUUGUCGAGCGCAGCUACGCGCCCGACUCGGAUGACGAGGACGAAGCCGAGGACGAGGUGAAGAAGGAGGAGGAGUACGAAACUCCCAAGUCCAAGCUUCCGCUUCAAGUGCAGCAAUUGAUGGAGUUCAUUUUCAACCCGACCUUUAUGAACGCGACGAUGGCUGAUCUGAACUACGACGCCAAGAAGCUGCCCCUCGGCAAGCUGAGCAAGAACACGAUCACGCGCGGUUUCCAAACGCUUAAGGACCUGAUGGAACUCAUCGACGACCAGAGCCUGGCGCAGUCGCGCUAUAACAUGGCUUACGCGCCUGCCGUUGAGCAGCUGUCCAACCAGUACUACUCUGUCAUCCCCCACGCCUUUGGCCGCAACCGCCCGCCUGUCAACGCAAACGAGGCGAUGCUUCGCCGUGAGCUCGACCUCCUCGAGUCGCUCAGCGAGAUGAGGGAGGCGCAGAACAUCUUAAAGGGCCGCAAGGAUUCUCGCGACAACCCCGCCGAUGCCCAGUUCGAGGCGCUCGGCAUGGAGGAGAUGACGCCUCUGGACCACUCGUCGAGCGAGUUCAAGCAGCUCGCCGAGUACCUCCUCGAGACCAAGGCCUCGACGCACUACGUCAAGUACCAGAUCGAGGAGAUCUUCCGUAUCGAGCGCAAGGGCGAGGAGGACCGUUUCGAGAACAGCAAGUUCAAGGACGUCAAGAGCGACCGCCGUCUGCUGUGGCACGGCUCGCGCACGACCAACUUUGGUGGCAUUCUCAGCCAAGGACUCCGCAUCGCGCCGCCCGAGGCGCCCGUCUCCGGCUACAUGUUCGGCGAGGGCAUCUACCUCGCGGACAUGUCUUCGAAGAGUGUCAACUAUUGCUGCAGCAGCUUGUCAAACGGCACAGCGCUGCUUCUGCUGUGCGAAGCCGAGCUCGGCGACCCCCUGCAGAAGCUCACGAACGCAAGCUACACGGCCGGCGACGACGCAGUCAAGAACGGCAUGUAUUCGACCUGGGGACAGGGCACGACGGGACCCAGCAAGUGGAAGGACGCGAGCAGCGUCCACGAGCGCUUCAAGGGGACCAAGAUUCCCGACCUCAGCGCGAAACCGGGCAACACGGGCGUCCCCAACGCGUACCUCGCUUACAACGAGUUCAUCUGCUACGACGUUGACCAGGUCCGUCUCCGCUACCUCUUCCGCGUCCGCACCUGCUGCAAGAAGGAGACCGCCCCAUCGUCGUCGUGCUGCAAGACCGAGGUCAAGGAGGAGGCUGGGUGCUGCAAACCCGACGCUGCCCCAGCUAGCUGCUGCGAGAAGGAGCCCGCGCCUUCGACGUCAUGCUGCAAGGCCGACGCUGCUCCGGCGGCUGACUGCUGCAAGCCCAGAACUGAUUCCUCGAGCUGCUGCAAGACCGACGCUGUCCCCGCUUCCAGCUGCUGCAAGCCUGUAGCCGCUCCGUCAGCCUGCGCACCUAAGACCGCGUCCGGAUGUUGCGGCCCCAAGCCCUCGAAUGCCACGCACGACGCAGUCCGUUCAGCCUACGGCUCGGCCGUGACUUCUGUCGUGUCUGGUGGCGGUGCCUCCUGCUACGGCUCGAAGGCGACUGAGCUCUCCGGCGUCGACCCCAUCACGAAGGACCUGUACAACGAGCUCGAGGCGUCCGAGGUGCCGGCCGAGGCUCUUCUCGCCUCUUUCGGUUGCGGCAACCCGACCGCGCUCGCGAAGUUGGAGAAGGGUCAGACUGUCCUUGACCUCGGUUCCGGAGGCGGCAUCGACGUGAUCCUCUCCGCCAAGCGCGUCGGACCCACAGGCAAGGCGUACGGCCUCGACAUGACGGAUGAGAUGCUGGAUCUCGCGCGCCGCAACGCCGUCACUGCCAAGGUGGACAAUGUCGAGUUUCUGAAGGGCCACAUCGAGCAGAUCCCGCUGCCCGACUGCUCCGUCGACGUCAUCAUCAGUAACUGCGUCAUCAACCUCAGUCCGGACAAGGACGCGACGCUCGCCGAGGCGUACCGCGUCCUGAAGCCUGGUGGCCGCCUCGCCAUUUCGGACAUUGUGCUCAACCGCCCCCUGCCGACGGAGACGCAGCAGGAUCUCAAGCUUUGGGCGGGAUGUAUCGCUGGUGCCCUCGUCAAGGGCGACUACGAGGAGAAGCUCACCAAGGCUGGCUUCAAGGAUAUCGACAUCGAGCCGACGCGCGUGUACUCUAGCGAGGACGCGAAGGAGAUUGUCGACGGUCAGGGAGAUGAGAAGGACGAGCAACUCAAGGCCAUCGACGGAGCCGCGAUGAGCUGCUUCAUCCGUGCUACCAAGCCGACGAGCAACUGUGGACAGAAGUGCUGUUAG
Trichosporon asahii var. asahii CBS 2479 is the source of this 3666-nucleotide messenger RNA. Its product is annotated as poly polymerase 2 ADP-ribosyltransferase 2. The coding region runs from base 1 to 3666 and encodes 1221 amino acids. The transcript has 5 exons. NCBI's taxonomy places the organism in Eukaryota, Fungi, Basidiomycota, Tremellomycetes, Trichosporonales, Trichosporonaceae. Gene Ontology annotation, molecular function: NAD+ poly-ADP-ribosyltransferase activity. The record is from RefSeq and is a predicted model, not a curated record.